This is a messenger RNA of Lactuca saligna, 756 nucleotides long. NCBI's taxonomy places the organism in Eukaryota, Viridiplantae, Streptophyta, Magnoliopsida, Asterales, Asteraceae. The record is from the annotation of a GenBank genome assembly.
GUUUAUUCAUAUUUUAGUCAAUCAUUCAUUUUAACUUAUUACGCCAUUAAAGCCAACCCCCACCUUCUCUCUACAUUAUAUCAAAUUUCAGAAUCUGAGCUCUGAGGACUUUGCAUGCAACCAGAGUAUGGAACCAACUUUGCCUGUUCUCCCAAGAAUCGAUCGUCUCGAUCGACUGUUACAGAAGUUAGAGGAAAAACAUAGCAAAUCAACAAGAUUUGGAUCUACUACAACCAACAAUGGCAGUCAUGAUGAUGAUGACGAUGAUGAUGAUUAUGAUCAUGGAGACAACCAUAAAGAGAAGCUCGAGGAGCAGACGAAUUGCAAAACAUUAUUGUCUGCCCUUGACGAUGUUCAUCACAAAGGCACUCUUAUUGAUCGACUUUCCAUGCUCGAGAAUCGUGUGCUAAAGUUGAUUUUAGAUAUGGAAGAGAGGAGCACAUCAAGAUCGAGCUCGUCGACUGCUUAUGCCACAAGGGAAGAAAAUGAGUUCCCACUUAAUAAUUGUGCUAAAAAAACAAUCGGCGAAGGAAAGAGGAAGGUAAACUUAAAAUGGAUGAGGUGGUUUUCUGUGAGAUGCUAGUUUCCGUUCUCCCAGUUUAUGCUUUUAUCACUUCAUUAGAAACAUUAUGAUAUGUUUAACUAAUCGAUAGAAGAACACACAAAUACUUAUAUAGUUAAUAAUUACAUUUGUGUAAUAUAUAAAACAAUGUUAAGUUAAUUAGCCAUCAUUAGUUAAAACAAUGUUUAUGUAGA